Molecule: messenger RNA, 5981 nt
Organism: Stomoxys calcitrans (stable fly)
Lineage: Eukaryota; Metazoa; Arthropoda; Insecta; Diptera; Muscidae
Gene: Pde1c
Product: dual specificity calcium/calmodulin-dependent 3',5'-cyclic nucleotide phosphodiesterase 1
Exons: 9
Coding region: 835-4242 (1135 amino acids)
Biological process (GO): signal transduction
Molecular function (GO): 3',5'-cyclic-AMP phosphodiesterase activity
Source: RefSeq, a predicted model, not a curated record
ACGGAAUGAAAUAAACAAACAAAAUCGCAUGACUUAAUGCUAAACAAUAGUAAUAAAUUCAAUUCCAACAAAAUCAUAUAAAAUAUUUGAAACAUUGAAUAUGUAUACGUACAUAAAUAUGUAUGUGCAUAUAGCGAUGUUUAUGAAUCUUCGAUAAAAAAAAAAAAAUAAAAACAACAAUCGAAAAUUCAAAAGUCUAAACCAGACCAAAAAUUCCAGCAAAAAAUAAGAAUCAAACAAAAAUUCGUAUAAUCAAAAGAAAAUGUUAAUUUAAACAGAAAAGUAUAUCAUCUCCUCAAAAGUCAUAAAAAAGAUAAUAAAUAUUAACCGACCCGAAAAAAACAACAACAAAUAAUAUUAAGCAAAAAUUAAAAAAAAAGUGGUACCAAAAAUUUGUUUGUGCAAUUACCAUCAGAAUAUUUCAUUUCAAUUCUGAUUGUUGUUAUUAUUGUUGUCCCAAAGUAAACAAUAACAAAGUGUUUGUGUGUUCGGUGUGUGUGUGUGUAUGUGUGUUUUAUAAAUUCAUUUAUUUCUCAUGCAACUAUUUUCACUUGUGGUUUGAGUUUUUAUCAGUCACGGCGUGAAAGUAUAAAAACACACACUCUUAAAAAAUGAAAAAAAAAUCGAAAAACAACUCAAAAACUGCUACUUAAUCAAUAAAAAUCUAUGCUACAAAAACUUCAUCAGGUGCAUUCGACAGCUAGUGGUAAAAAAAAACUCUACGUGCGUUAACUUCGCCCGCGAAUCUUCACAAAAUGAUAUCAAAGUAAACUAAAGGCAUAAGUGAUUGGAUCUCUGCUAAAUUUAACUUUCCAAAGCUCACAAACGAAUAAAAUGGACUCAUUAACACGACGCGAGAAACCACAGACCCUAGAAGGUAUACAGUCAACAAAAUCUCUAAAUGAUACCAAUUGUGGUUCCGAUCCCUCCAUUCUAUGCUCUGAAUCGCUACUGAGCCGAACUCGUUCGCGUUCGCGUAAUAACAUCGUCUCAGAUUCGCGUUCGCCUCGAGAUCAUUCCUCGGAUGGUGUCAUGAGUACCGGUGAGCUAAAUUCUGCCGAAAUGAAUGAAUUCGCCAAUGCCGCUGACAAUGCUCAGCGGCGCGAAAGUCUCAACUAUGAUGACAAUAGUCCAAAUAGUCACAAUUCAUUGGGCAAAUCGAUAAUCGGUCGCUCGGUGCGUCUGCCCUGCAGUAGUGGUACAACAACACGAAAAUGUGUUUUAACUUUAGAUGGCUAUUCCUAUGUAAUUGUCGCCAGCACUCCUGAGAAUCUACCCAAAAGAGAGGAUUCUUCCUCUUGUUCGACUGUAGGUGGUGGUGCGGGUAACAGUAAUAGCUCUGGCAACCUUGGAUGUUCCUCACAGAUUGGCUUUGCUGCCAGUACUCCAUUGGAUUGUAGCUCCAGCACACAAGCAACAUCGGGUGGUGGACCUGGCUCGGGAGGAGGUGGUGGCAUCAGCAACAGCAAUACUCACGACUUUACCAAAAUCACAAGCCCUCCCGGCGUGGAUGGCACGUCGGAAAGUGUGAAUUUCUCAAUUACAAAUAAUAGCGUUGUGUCUUCUCUGAAUGGUCAAGUUGCAAGACACGGCGCCUUAACCAUAGUACGACGUUCGAAUAGCCGCAAAAGUUUCGCCCAACUCGAAUCUCAGCAUUUACACCAGCAGGCGUCCACACCAACUCCUUCGUCGAACAGAGGCUCAUUUCUCGCAGAUGAUACUCUAGGAAAGGCGCCCGCCAACAACAAUACGCCGCAGCAACACGACAAUCUUUUCAACGAAUCGUUGGGCAACAUUGGGCCACAGACCUACUCCUUAGCACAAACACCAACCACCACCCACAGCGCUCAACAACUACAAACGCAUCAACACACGCCCCCACUGCUAAAAAUGUUACCCACAUCACCGAACUCGAGCAAUACAGCACCACUUGUACCAACAGCCACCGAUACUCAGGAUGAGAAUGCGUCCGAAUCGAUUUUAUCCAUGGACGAAAGCGCGUCCGCAGUCGCGUCGGCAAAAGCCAGUGUCGAUUUGGCAACGGAAAAUUUACCAGCUGUCGAUACACCAGAUGCCUGUGAUAAAGCUGCAUUGAGAUUACGUUAUCUCUUGCGCAUGCUUAGUGCAGGCGAAAUAUCUGCCGAUGUUUUGCAAAAGAAUCUCCAUUAUGCAGCUCGAGUCCUCGAGGCUGUCUUCAUCGACGAGUCCAAAGAUGAAGCAAAAAACGAUCGGUGUAAUGGCGACUGUAAGAACAUUGAAUGCCAGCACCACCACCACAACAACAAGCUCCAAGGAUCCAGCAGUGAUAAUAACAACACAGAUCAGAGUCUUUGUUCGCUUAGGACGUCGAAUGAGGAAUCUGGCGGUAAAAUGUCCGCUACAUCUGAGGAGGACUCCCAGCAUCAAAUGAGCAUAGAUAGUCGCACUAAGGGUGUGUGUUCGGCUCCCCAAACUCACAGUGGACCCACUGGUCCGCCGGUAGUGGAAGGCCAUGUUAAAGAUUCUGAAGCCUCAGCGACUGCGGCCAAAGAUAAGGGCGAAAACAAAGAGGCAGCUAAUACCAUCAACACAUCCUCGACAACGCACACCUGCUCAACAACAUCGUCCACCUCCACCACUCAGAAUAACAGUACAGUUAGCAGUAGCAGUAGUAGUAACAAAGACAAAGCAACCAUACAAAGGCAAAAACGUCUGAGAACACCAGUCUGGGCGAGAUCCAUGUCGACAAAUAAAACACGUCUGGCCGAUGAAGAUGAUGAACUAUCGGAAGUACAACCAGAUGCUGUGCCUCCAGAAGUUCGAGAAUGGUUGGCUUCUACAUUUACGCGGCAGUUGGCCACGACGCGCAAGAAGACCGAUGAGAAACCCAAAUUCCGUUCAGUGGCACAUGCCAUACGAGCGGGAAUUUUUGUGGAUCGUAUUUAUCGGCGGGUAUCGAGUACAGCGUUGAUGACAUUUCCAGCGGAAGUUGUCAAAGUGCUGAAGACUUUGGAUGAUUGGUGUUUUGAUGUUUUCGCCCUGGCCGAGGCCGCCAAUGGCCAGCCGGUCAAAUACAUUGGCUACGAUUUGCUCAACCGCUAUGGCAUUAUUCACAAAUUCAAAAUUGCCCCCGCAACUUUAGAGACUUUCUUGAAUCGCAUUGAGGAGGGCUACUGCCGUUAUCGCAAUCCAUAUCACAACAAUUUGCAUGCGGCAGAUGUUACCCAAACAGUUCAUCAUAUGCUGUGCCAAACGGGCCUAAUGAAUUGGCUGACGGAUCUCGAAAUUUACGCCACCCUUUUGGCUGCCCUCAUCCAUGAUUACGAGCACACCGGCACCACGAAUAAUUUCCAUGUGAUGUCCGGCUCGGAAACGGCUUUGCUGUACAACGACCGAGCCGUCUUGGAGAAUCAUCAUAUAAGUGCCGCUUUUCGUCUGCUCAAAGAUGAUGACUGCAAUGUGCUUUCGAAUCUCUCGCGCGAAGAGUAUCGGGAGUUGCGUACCCUCAUCAUUGAUAUGGUGCUGUCGACAGACAUGUCCUUCCAUUUCCAACAACUGAAAAACAUGAAAAAUCUGCUCACCCUGAAUGAGGCUACGGUCGAUAAGUCGAAAGCUUUGGCACUAGUUCUGCAUUGUUGUGACAUCUCGCAUCCUGCCAAACGUUGGAAUCUUCAUCAUCGCUGGACGAUGUUGUUAUUGGAGGAAUUCUUCCGUCAGGGUGAUCUGGAACGGGAGUUGGGCUUGCCCUUCAGUCCAUUGUGUGACCGGAACAACACAUUGGUGGCUGAAUCGCAGAUUGGUUUCAUUGACUUCAUUGUGGAUCCUAGUAUGUCCGUUAUGGCGGAUAUGUUGGAACAUGCUUUAGCCCCCAUAGCACCCAUGUGCAAGAAUGUCAAUGCUAGCAUUGAUGCCGGCGAUGUACCCGUCGAUGGUCCAUCCACCGGCAGUGCCAAUCGAAAUAGUUUGAAGAGUCGUUCUACCUGCGAAGCCAUCACCGAAGACAAUGAGAACAAGCCCUCGGAGGACAGUAGCGCCCCCAGUCAAACAGUGGCCCAAAGUGCUGGUGGUGGCGGUGCUAGCGGUGGAUCCAGUUCAUCGGCGGCAGCAGCUACAGCAUUUAAGCAAAAGUUUACCAUACGCAAACCUUGGGUUGCAUGUCUGACAGACAAUAAGAAAAUAUGGAAAGAACAAGCAAUUAAAGAUGCGGAAGCCAGAGCAGCUGCAGCCGCUUUGGAAGAAGCCGACAAGCAACCUGAGAAUUAAGCAAACAACUCUCCCUAGUGUUAAACUAAACAAAACUACAAAAAACGUCCUUCGUAUGAACUUUAAACACAGAGAAAAAAAAUACACAAAAAAAAUCUAUUUGGAUGAAAAAAAGCUCAAAUAUUAUUAAAGAAAAUAACAACAAAAAGAAAAUGUUAGUAUAAAAACCACAAGAAUUUCUCACAACAACAACUUUCACAGGAAAGGACCUAUCAGAAAUGCAAGCCAUGCGAACAUCAAGUUAUUGAAAGUUACCAUGCAUUCACAAACACACACCCACACACACAGACACAUAAAUAUACCCACAUACAUAAUUGCUUUAAGGAAUUACAACAACUAUUGUAUUGUACUUAAGACGUGAUUGGAUGAAGAAAAGAAAGACAAAAACAAAUCUAAUUUACAACCAGAGAAACAACAAAAAACACCACAUAAAUACGCUUGACUUAAAAAAAAAAAAACAAAAAGAAAAACAAAUUAUCCAUGUAUGUUCUUAUUUCAACAAAAAAUUUGUAAAUAUUAAAAUAAAACACAAAAUCCCACAUAAAUACAAAAGCAUUUUGUAUAUGUAUGUAUGUACAAGCAACAAAAUAACAUUGUAAAAAAAUUAAUAAUGAUAUUAAAGUUAUGCCGAUAUGUGCAGGGGAUGUAUCAAAAAUUUUAAAGUUCAAGUUCGAAACACACACACAAAAAAAUACUUUCCUUUAUUUUCGUUACGAAUCUCUUUUCCGUCGUGCAGGCAAAAUUUCAAGCAAUCACAUAAAAUCCGUACCCCAGUGGACGGAGAUAUUUGGCACUGCAAAGUUCUACUGGUCCAUCCGAUAUUUAUGUCAUCUCUGAAGUCAUGGCAUUGGCCUGCAUAAUUAGGGCUUGCACAAUACCUAAGAAAAAUUCUCCCUUAAACAUACAUUUCUAAAAAAGCCAUAUUAAGCGGUUUGGCUCUUUUUGACCCAUGUCUUUUUAACCAAAUUUCCUUUUGAUUUCCUACAUGAAACUCAUUACCCUUAUUGUAAAAAUAUUGAAAAAAUUUUUGAUACGCCCUAAUAUGCACAUCAACAAUUGGUCCAUGGUUACAUACCUCCAAGUAUGCAUGAAACAGAUGCUGUUGAUGCAGAAUGCAAAUAACCCACAAAGCAUAUUUAUUUUUCGACACACAAGCAUACACUUAUACAGAAUGGUGAUGUUGGCCCUUGGGUGGCUUAAGCUAUAAGCUGCCAUCACAUUUUGUGAACUUCAUAAUUGUCUGUUUUGGAGUCUUUGUUACUUAAGACAUACUUAGGAGAUGUUUUGUUUGGUCAAUUGUGGCAGUAAUUACGCACAGUUCUUCUUUUCUGGGUAUAGGUAGCAAAAACAAAAAUUAAUAAAAAAAAAAUUUUAAGAAGCUAAGCAGAUUACAGCAAAGCUUUGUGAAGCAGUUAGGUGUCAGUUUUCUAAUGAGACAAAAUAUGAAUUUUCGAAGCGUACUUAAUAUUAAACUAAUAAAAAAAAUUUCAUACUAAGGAAAAGAAUUGUUGUUCUCUUUCCAAAGAAACUUUUUUUAAAUACUACCUUUAAUUAGAGUUGUUUCUCUCAAAACAAAUUUAAAUGAAAUUAUAUUUAACGAGAAAAAUUAAAAAAAAGAACCUUUUUUCACCAACAAUAUUUCAAUCAAAUUUUCUCCAAAAAUAAAACUUUAUUUAAAUUUUUUCCAUAAAUAAUAUUAAAACGAAGAAAUUCUAACAAUGCUCCCAAAAGACCAAAUU